Molecule: messenger RNA, 3590 nt
Organism: Anarrhichthys ocellatus (wolf-eel)
Lineage: Eukaryota; Metazoa; Chordata; Actinopteri; Perciformes; Anarhichadidae
Gene: gdf10a
Product: growth differentiation factor 10a
Exons: 3
Coding region: 242-1828 (528 amino acids)
Biological process (GO): positive regulation of osteoblast differentiation
Cellular component (GO): extracellular region
Molecular function (GO): growth factor activity; cytokine activity
Source: RefSeq, a predicted model, not a curated record
CUGUUGCCCGGACUAACCCAUUCAGCAUCCACGUCCCACACAGCCUGACACAGAGGAGUGAGACGGCUCACUGAGCGCGACGCGGAAAAGUGAGAGGAGAGGUGGAACAUUCACGCACAGCCUUUUUAGUCUGGAUUGUUUUGGCGCCUCUUUAAACUCCACCUUGGAUCGUUUCGGACAUUUGUCUGCACCGUUUUUCCUCGUGGAUUUUGAUUUUGUAUUUAUUUCAGCACUUAAUUAAAUGGCAGCUCGGAGUAUGAUUCCCUCGCACCUGCUCCUGCUGAUGUUUAACUAUGUCCUGGGUGCUGCAUCAGUUAGGAUCAUCAAAGGGGGCUCUGGAAGCGCACGGGACAGCUUCAUCCAGCCCUCAUCGGACCCUUUCUCAGAUGACCUGGACCAGGACAUGGUCUCCCAGCACAUGUCAAAACUGUACGAGAAAUACAACAGGGGAAACCGCCUCAGAGAGGGAAACACUGUGAGGAGUUUCAGAACCAGCCAAGACUCCUCUGAGGACAGGACGACGUACCAACUGAACCUUACAACCCUCCAGGACUCAGAGGUCAUCCUCUCUGCCACAUUCCACUUCCUGCUCGAUCGGCGCCCUCAUCAAAAACCCUGGUUCUGUAAACGCUUCAAAAGCCCUUCCUGUCGUUCCUCAGCCGUCCACCCUUCUCCGUCCAUCAGCCUGCUCCUUCGCUCUGUAUCCUCUGGGUCAGAGGUCAGAUCUGGGUCAAUGGGGUCACUUCUAGGCAAUGUGACCUUCCACCCCCACAGGAGAGGGGUGUGGCAGAUGAAAGAUGUGACCCAGGUCAUAAAGGAGGCCAGGGACAAGGGUCAACUCCUGGUGUCAGUGGAGUUGGACUACCAGAGGAAACCAGAGGGGGCGCUGCAUGGUGGGAGCCUGCCAUAUCUGUUACUGUAUGCUAAUGACCAAGCCUUGGCAGAGCCCAACAGCAUGGCUGCAAGCCUUCAGAGAUAUGACCCGUUCAGCGACGGAGGAGAGCCCUCACGUUCCUCUCACAGACCUAACUCCUCACCAGAGUCAAACGGACGAGAGAGAAGGGAAGCAGCUCUGCUCUCUGAGCCCAUCCAGAACAAUGAGCUGCCAGAGGUUGACUACAGGCCUGAUGGGUACAGUAAGGAUGACCUCUGGGAGAGCACUUGGUACCUGGCACUCAAACCUAAAUCAGGAAGGAAGGAAAAGAAGAGAAAGAGCCAGGAGGAUGAAGAAGUGGAUCAAGGUAGAGGAACCAGUGUUAAAGAAGACCCUCUGGUUCUCAAAGAAGGAGAAAGAAAAUCACAGGUGCUCAAAGCUGAUGACUCAGCCGAGAAAAAAAUCAAAGACAGUCGCAUGCCGACUACCAGUGACGGACGAAAGCAUGAGUGGAGAAACGAGGGGAAGGAUGGAAAAAGGCACAACGCGAGCGCUAACUCUCAGUCACCUGUUCUGAGUUUUGAUGAACAAACGAUGCGUAAGGCCAGAAGGAGGCAGUGGGGCGACUCCCAGCACAGAGGCUGCUCCAGGAGGAACCUCAGAGUGGAUUUUGCAGACAUUGGCUGGAGCGAGUGGGUUAUAGCCCCCAAGGCCUUUGAUGCCUACUACUGCACUGGCACAUGUGGCUUCCCCAUGCCCAAGGUGGCGAGGCCGUCUAACCACGCCACCAUCCAGAGUAUAGUCCGUGCCGUUGGGAUCAUCCCCGGAGUUCCUGAGCCCUGCUGCGUCCCAGAAAAGAUGAGUCCUCUGGCUGUGCUCUACCAAGAUGAAUCCAGGAAUCCAGUGCUUAAGGUUUACCCCAAUAUGUCCGUCCAGUCCUGCUCCUGCAGAUAGGAAGGGUGUGGUCAAUGGUGGCAGAGGACAAAACAGGGUUCACGUGGAGAGAAACAGAACACAGGACUAAGGGAGACAGAACCAUACCUCUGUUUUUUAAGUGGUUUCUUGAUUCUGACAAACAAAGUCACUUUGGCUGCCAUUAUUCCUCGAGGAACAUAGACUGUAGAGAAAUCACUUCCAUCUCUUCUGCCCUGCGGCAGCAGACUUGAAGAGGCACAUUGUCUGGCGUCUGGCUUAGGAAGAGGAACAGAGACACACGUGUAAAGUCAAGGCUCCACAUGUCUAAGAAACUCAGUUGUUUUGAUUCUGUGUUUGAGAUAAUAUUGAAGAGUUCAUGGACAGGAGCAUUUUUCCUUUUAUCUCAGAAUAUACUUGCUUUUCAAACAGCUCACAUUGACUUUGUGUUCAUGUUUUCUUUGGACACGAAGGCUAUAAAUAAAAGACUUUAUCAAUGUGUCAUCGGGCAGCUUACUCAGUCUCACACAGAUGACAGAGAUUAUGAAACAUAUUUCUUCAUUUUCGCAUACUGUGUGCAUCUGUUCUUACUUUUAAACAAACCAUACUCCACAUUGUACAUACAUGCAAUGCUCAUUUGUUUGCAAGAAUGGAAGGUCAUUGUACAUUCUUGCUUUGUAUAUCUUAAAAAGGGAAUAUCCAACGGAUGGUAGAGAGCAUCUGGAAUUCAUUUACACCCACCAACUCCCGCAUAACACUUCAAGAAUGUUAUAAUGAAACCAGAAAUAUUUUUAUAUUUUGAAUGUGAAACUUAAUAAUUUGUCAUGGUUACUAGGUUAUGUAUUACUAUAUUUUAGACGAGGUGUUGUUUUGUACAUGUGUAUUGUUUAAAUUAUGAAAAAGGUAGCCUUCUAUAAAUUAGAAUAAAAAAGUAAUUUAAUCCAAUUCUCGUGGUAGAAUGUUAUUGUUCCAUACACUUUGUGUUAUUCUUGGUCAUUACUGCGUAUAACUUUUGAUUCUGAGGGGGGGACUUUUUAGUCAAAACAAACCUAAAAGGGCACCACUGUUCCAAAAUCACUUUGUACAAAAGCAGGAAGGUUCCACUCAAAGAUAGCCAACAUUCCCCGAAAGCCCCCUUGAACUCAUUUUUACCCCACGCCAAAGGCUCAGACGUCUGUUGUCCAGCAAAUAAUGUGGCUGAUGCAGCUGCUGUGGAUUAAUGCUUGAUGGAGGAAACAGGCACGCACCUAUUAGGACGUCAGCCACUUGAACAUUAAAACAUGGUGCACUUCCCCUUGUCUACCCCUCCAUUCAGCAAAACAUUUCCAAGUGCAGAACGUUUUUAAACAGAUGGUUUCAGGCAGAUUCCAACCACAUUAAAUCAACUGCUCGUCAAUUUUAUUCUUAAGAGGAAGAAGGUGGCCCAUGUGGUGACAAACCGACAGUUAAAUGACAGUGUGAGCCUUUUGAUUAUCAUCUCAUUACUCUGCGGCUGUUCUGCCUUGAGCCUGAAGAAGUUGGCCCAGAGUACCACAUCUGUUUCUAACAACAGAAUGCUCUCAAGUUCAAGACUAGACAGUCAUUUUGUCUCAAAGAAAGAGACAUUUAAUAGUGACUUGGGGGGAAAGGAACACAAGAUUGAGCCCUUAUACAGUUUAUUGCAGUCGAGAAUAAUUCUAGAAGUCUUUUGGCUGUCGUGCAUGGAGUCACCUGUUUUCAUCUCUAAAGCUAAACUGUGCCACCCCUUCUGUCUGCUUUGCUUUGUCCAUUAGAUAUACAGACACUAUAAAAAGUAUUCACCCUC